GCAAGUUGCUGCACACACAGCGCGGUGCACGGCUUGAUGCCAUGGCACUUCCGAAUAUGCCAAGGACCACGCGUUGCUGCACUGGCACGGGCAGGCACCCGAUGCGGCCGUUGCCUCUAAUCCGAGAGGCUCAACCGUCAGAGCUGCGUGCCUGUGCUUCGUUGCUGGCCGAAGCCCUUGUGCCGAACGGCGGCGAGACUUCGCUUGGCAAGGUCCGCCGCUUGUUGAUGGCAAUCCUGGUGGAAAUCUCUCUAGUGCAACGAAUGAUGAUUGGAGCUUUCCAUGAGGGGAGACGAUCCUCGCAGAACUAUCAGCUCCUUCUGGUCGAUGGAAACAGUGGGCCUCAAGCCGUUUGCGAGCUGCAAACAGAUGGGAACACCAUGAAGCUGUCCAGCCUGGCGGUCCGCGCCAGCUGCCGCCGGCGGGGCCUGGCGCGCAGGCUGCUGCGGCGCACGGUGCGGAGGGCGAAGAAGCUGCGGUGCCAGGCGGUCCAACUGGACGUCUACGAAGACAACGUUCCGGCCACGGAUCUUUACCGAUCGGUGGGCUUCCGGCGCUUCGGUUGGACACCAGUUGUAAACUUGGAGCUGGAAGCGUUGUUGGGGAGAACUUGUGGUCGCUGGCGCUUAAACCUUCUCUCGGAGGAGAUGGAUGCGGACUCCGCUCUUGCGGAUGCGGAGGCAGCGCCCACGCUGGCGGACUUGGGGGCAGAGCUGAGCAAAAGACUUCUGUACCAGGUGUUCCUUGGGAUGGUUCUCUCGUCACUCUUCCAAGCAGCUUUUGGACAAGGUUGAAGGUCAAGUUGAUCUUGGUGCGCAGGCGAGCCUCCGCAGGAUGCUCAUGCUCCACUGCGCGGGCUUCGUGCUGGAAAUCAUCGGGAGUUCUCCACAGAAAGCCAUCGGGGACGUGCUGGUGAUCCGCAUGGUGAAGAUGCCUUCCUCAACCUUGGUCCUUCCGCGCGGCCAUGGGGAGCAUCACCCCCGCAAUGAAAGCAGAAGGAGGAUUUCGGGCUCGUGAAGUGCAGAAGCAUCCGCCGUCCAGGGACAUUUGGCCCGAUCUCGAGAUCGGGCUUGCGUGGACCAAAAGCCGGUGGGGGCCUUCGGAUUGAAGCAGGGGGCCGAAUUGCGAGGUAGGGACCGGUGACCUCACACCAUGGGUUGAAGGACCACUUUGCACCUCAAAUUCGAUGUGCAAGUUUUGAGAUGGGAGAACCGACUCGUUCGGCGCACAGUUGUGAUGAGAUGGGAUUUCUUCAUCCGAACCCACGCUCCUUCGGCGAGAGGGUAGAGAUCGCGGCCUUUCGUUCGAUCCAAACCUGGAGACCGAAACCAGGCGUUCCGACCCCCUGAACGGUUCGGACAACAGACCAGUCUACCGAGUGCCAGGUCUGAACAUACACAUCAAAGAAGGUAUCCUUUAGUAGUGACCUUCUCUUCAUUUGGUGGUCAUACCGGAG
Messenger RNA from Durusdinium trenchii, 1456 nucleotides. The record is from the annotation of a GenBank genome assembly. Lineage: Eukaryota; Dinophyceae; Suessiales; Symbiodiniaceae.